AUGCAUGAGCGAUGAGCAUGGAAAUAUUCCCACCAUAAUUUCUUCAGUUUUACCUUUUUUAUCACUUUCUUUUUGUCUUUCCAUUUUAUACAAUGAUCAAGUUCAGACGACUUGAAUUAAAUUACAGUUUCUUUACCAUCCUCUUCCUAAUUCUUCUUCUACCAAUCUUGACAUCUUCAGCAUGUACAUACGAAAAGAAAGACGAACACCGAAACGAAUCCAAAUUGCUGAUCAGAUAUAAACUAAUUGCAAUAGCCUCAGUCCUAGUUUCUGGUGCACUAGGAGUUUGUCUUCCAUUCGUGGUGAAGAACAUACCAUUUUUCCACCCGGAAAAAGACUUUUAUCUCUUAAUCAAAGCCUUUGCGGCUGGGGUGAUUUUAGCAACGGGGUUUGUUCAUGUGCUUCCUGAUGCUAACGACAGCUUGACAAGCCCCUGCCUUAGUGAAAACCCAUGGAGAAGGUUUCCCUUUACAGGUUUUGUUGCCAUGGUGUCAGCCAUUGGGACAUUGAUGAUGGAAGCUAUUGCUACUGGGUAUCAGAAGAGGUCUGAGCUCAGGAAACCUCAGCCAGUUGAUGGUGAUGAAGAAAAUGAUCACGCUGUUCAUUUUCAUGGUUCUGCAUCAAAUUCGUCGGAGCUGAUCCGUCAUCGAAUCAUAUCACAGGUUCUGGAAUUGGGCAUUCUGGUUCAUUCAGUGAUCAUUGGGAUAUCUCUUGGUGCUUGUCAAAGUCAACACACAAUCAAGCCUUUGGUGGCAGCAUUGAGUUUCCAUCAAUUUUUUGAGGGCAUGGGACUUGGUGGAUGCAUCUACCAGGCCAAGUUCAAUCAUAAAACCAUGGCAAUAAUGGUGGUAUUUUUUUCCCUCACCACACCAACUGGGAUAGCUGUUGGCAUAGCAAUAUCAAAAACCUACAAUGAGAGCAGCUCAACUGCACUAAUUGUUCAAGGGCUUCUCUUAUCAGCAUCUGCUGGGAUUCUUAUUUACAUGGCGCUUGUUGAUCUUCUUGCUGCUGAUUUCAUAAACAAUACUAAAAUGCUAAGCAAUCCCAAGCUCCAACUUGGAGCUAGUUUCACGCUUCUUCUUGGAGUAUGUUUUAUGUCUCUGAUGGCAAAAUGGGGGGAAUCAUAAUUACAAUUCAAUUUAUUAAUGGUUCAUUUGAUAGUCUUUUUGUCUUAAUUUUUCACUUUCUGUGCUCAAGAGAAAAAAUGAGUGAAGAAAUGUAGAUGACAGUGGUGGGACUGGAAGGGAUGAGGAGAAAUGAUAGAGAAUGUACGACACAAAAAUUUGAAAGUGAAACAAAUCUAAAAUUGUUGUAGUUUUUUUUA
Pyrus x bretschneideri (Chinese white pear) is the source of this 1324-nucleotide messenger RNA. RefSeq names its product zinc transporter 8. Gene Ontology annotation, biological process: zinc ion transmembrane transport. The transcript has 3 exons. NCBI's taxonomy places the organism in Eukaryota, Viridiplantae, Streptophyta, Magnoliopsida, Rosales, Rosaceae. Gene Ontology annotation, cellular component: plasma membrane. Gene Ontology annotation, molecular function: zinc ion transmembrane transporter activity. Bases 93 to 1127 code for a protein of 344 amino acids. The record is from RefSeq and is a predicted model, not a curated record.